AUGGCUUCCAACCUCGCCAGUCUGCCCGAGGUUGAGCGCCUCAGCCCUGCGGUCGUCCGAAUACUGGGUGGUAACCCAGGCAAAUUCACACUACAGGGCACAAACACCUAUCUCGUCGGCAGCGGUCCUCAGAGGAUCCUUAUCGACACUGCUGAGGGUCGGCCGUCGUGGAUUGCCGCUCUCCGACGCCUACUCGAGCAGGAAAAAGCCCAUAUCCAGCAGGCAUUGAUCACACAUUGGCAUCACGAUCACGUAGGCGGCAUUCAGGACUUGCUGGGGCUGAAUCCAUCCACAACCAUCCACAAAUUCGAUCCUCAGGGGGGCCAGCAUCCGAUAGCGGAUGGACAAGAGUUUGAGGUCCAAGGUGCUACGCUGACUGCGGUCCACUCGCCUGGCCACACGACGGACCACGUUGCUUUCGUGCUGCGCGAGGAGGACGCAUUGUUCACCGGUGACAAUGUGCUCGGCCAUGGGACAGCUGUCUUCGAAGACCUCGGGACAUAUCUGCAGAGCCUCGCCAAGAUGAAGCCUCUUGUCCAAGGCAGGGCAUACCCUGGCCACGGCGCUAUUCUGCACUCAGCACCGGCCAAAAUUGAAGAGUACAUAUCACAUCGCAAACAAAGAGAAGAUCAAGUGCUGGAGCUGCUGGCCUCUGGAGACGGCGACAGUAUGCACGCCAAGGGAGGUGCCUGGGCCGUUAUGGACCUUGUUAAGAUCAUCUACCGCGAUGUACCCGAAUCGCUGCAUAUCCCCGCAGCUGGCGGGGUUAGCCAGAUAUUGCGCAAACUAGAGGCCGAGGACAGGGUCGUACUCGAGAGUGAGGAAAGGUGGAGGCUUCGUGAUCGGUCAAGUCUGUGA
This is a messenger RNA of Microdochium trichocladiopsis, 858 nucleotides long. RefSeq names its product putative metallo-beta-lactamase domain protein. Gene Ontology annotation, biological process: secondary metabolite biosynthetic process. The transcript has a single exon. The record is from RefSeq and is a predicted model, not a curated record. NCBI's taxonomy places the organism in Eukaryota, Fungi, Ascomycota, Sordariomycetes, Xylariales, Microdochiaceae. Bases 1 to 858 code for a protein of 285 amino acids.